Molecule: messenger RNA, 1090 nt
Organism: Prorocentrum cordatum
Lineage: Eukaryota; Dinophyceae; Prorocentrales; Prorocentraceae
Source: the annotation of a GenBank genome assembly
GGAAGCGAUAGACCAGUUCCGCCAGCAGUACCCCAUGGACGAGCGCGCCUACGACUACCUGAGGACCUCCCCGCCGGAGGUCCAGCAUCGUGUAGUGACCACCUUCAAAGUGUCCAGUGACAGCGGCCAGACCGACUUUUCACGAGCAGUCACCGGCCACAUCAGGUUCUGCCUCCAGCAGCACAGGUCGCAGACCAGCUCCCCCAUGGCGCUCCCCCCGGGGUCCACGGCGGAGCAGACGCUGCAGAUGAUAGCGGACUUCCACGCCAGGUACCCGAUGGAUGAGCGGGCCCUGCAGUACCUGCUGAAUUCUAGCGGGGAGGCGAAGCAGCGUGUGCUCACCGAGUUUCGGCCGUCGGGGACCGUCGACGGGGACUACUCGAAAGCGGUGACGGCUUUUGUCAGGAGGUGCCAGGACGAGGCGAAGCUCGGCGGCAAGGGCGGCCGCUUCGGCGCGCACGCCGGCGGCAUGGGGGCCGGCGGCUUCGCCCCCAUGGGCGGCGGCUACUCGCCGGGCGGCGACUACGGGGCCUCGGGCUUCCAAGGCGGCUCGGCCGUGUCCAGCGUGGAGCAGACGGCCCGGCAGCUGGUGAACCUGCUGGGGCAGGUCGGCGGUCAAGGCCCCGCGUCGAUGCAGGCGCAGAGCUUGGUGCAGCAGGCGCUGCAGACCGUGGCGGCGGCGGCGGAAGAGAGCGCACGGAAGCGGCCGCGGCUGGACGGGCCCGCGGCGAUGAUGCAAGGAGGCGCGCCGCAGCCGAUGCUGAGGCCUGGCGGCGGCAUGGGCGGCUUGCGCCCUGGAUUCAGCGGCGGCAGGCCCGCAUCGCAGUGGGGCGGCAUGUCGGGCAUCUGAGCCGUGGGCCGCCGGCGGGAAGCCCCCCCCCUUCCUCGGGAGCGCCACUUCUCGAUCCUCGUCGUUCCUCGUUUGCCCGCUCCGUCUUCGCGCUCCCGCUCCCACGCCUGCUCGGCAGCCUCGCAGCCUCCCCAAUUCUGCGCCUUACAACGUAUUAUUGCGCGCUGCGCCGGACGACGUAUUAUUGCGCGCUGCGCCGGGACAUGAGCCGCGGCGAGAUUCCGCCGCGCGCGGCCCAGG